Molecule: messenger RNA, 135 nt
Organism: Funneliformis mosseae
Lineage: Eukaryota; Fungi; Glomeromycota; Glomeromycetes; Glomerales; Glomeraceae
Source: the annotation of a GenBank genome assembly
AUGCCAACAAUUUCCGGGAUCACAGCAACCCAUUCCACAACGUCUGCAACGGCGGAUGUGACAACUAUCAAAUGUAACAGUCAACGUCCGGGAUCACAGCAACCCAUUCCACAACGGGAAGUUUGGAUCUCAUAG